UGUUUUCUUCCGUUCUAUGGCCUGCUCUCGUCAGAACAGAGAAGGUGUUUGCAGAUGUUUGGUGUCGCUCGCCUAUUAUGGAGUAUGGAAUGCUACGGAAAGCUCCCACCGGGCGUCAUGCCCUAUCUUCAGAAGUAGUGCCUAGCAGUUCCCUGGAGAGGCUGCUGCUCUUCGGACCUCGGCCCCGGCCCCCUUUGGGCGGCCCAUACCAUCCUAACGCCGUCCAGAAGAAAGAGAUUGAAGUCCAGGAGCGCCUUCACCGAGUUCACCGUCUUCUCCACAUCCGACAAGCACAGAAGGACGUCCAGCUGAUGGAGCGCCGUCUCCAGACGACCCGGACUUCGCUGGUCAACAUGCAGCGGGACGCCGGUGUGGAGGGCACCAGGGCGCUGGAGCAGUUCAAGUCCCCCGCGGCCCCCGUGCUGCCCGCCUUCCUCGAGCGCCGCCGCCAGGAGCUGCUGAUGGCCAAGCGCGCCGCGGGCGCCGCGCUCGCCAACGUGGACACGGUGAACGUGGUGACGGUGAGGACGGCGUCCAGUCGCGAGGUUUCCACGACGUCCAUCACCAUGACGUCGCGCCCCCGGCCGUCGACGUCGUCGUCGUCGUCCUCGCGGCACUCGUCCCGUUCGAGCGCGGCAGCAGCACUGCCACUCCUCUCUCGGCGCCAGAGCCGCGCCCUGGCAGACUCCAAGGUGAGGGUGCGGGUCAUGAGCGCCACGAGCAGCAGCGGCAAGUCCUCCGGCUCGUCCUCGAGGAAACAGUCGAGCAGGCGGCUGCCGCCGCCCCCCGACGUGUCGCCGCUCUUCCUCUGGAACACCCGGGACGAGGUGUCCAAGGCCACCCUGAUGGCCAACUCCCCGGAGCCCACGACGCCGUACUACGACAGCGAGAGCACGUUCCCCCACGAGAUGACCCUGUUGCCGAUGACGUCCAACGAGUCGCCCCUGGACACGCUGCCGCAACCGUUGUCGUUACGGCUUCCUAACCGCGCGCGGCUAGCAGGCUGUCGCUCUCCGGCGUCCCCUUCUCGAUGAAGACCUUGCUUGUUGUAAUUUUUCUCGGUUGCCAUGUUCAUAGCUAUUUAUUUUCCUCGUGCCACAGGCGCAUAUUAAUUGUUUUGUUUAUGAUAGUUUAU
Messenger RNA from Frankliniella occidentalis (western flower thrips), 1135 nucleotides. RefSeq lists its product as uncharacterized. The record is from RefSeq and is a predicted model, not a curated record. The transcript is spliced from 3 exons. The coding region runs from base 78 to 1034 and encodes 318 amino acids. Lineage: Eukaryota; Metazoa; Arthropoda; Insecta; Thysanoptera; Thripidae.